Messenger RNA from Triticum dicoccoides, 1550 nucleotides. RefSeq lists its product as uncharacterized. The record is from RefSeq and is a predicted model, not a curated record. The transcript is spliced from 3 exons. The coding region runs from base 12 to 1247 and encodes 411 amino acids. Gene Ontology annotation, molecular function: protein binding. Lineage: Eukaryota; Viridiplantae; Streptophyta; Magnoliopsida; Poales; Poaceae.
CCGGUCAGGAGAUGCCGUCACCUCUGACGGACUUCCCCGGCCACCUACUGGCCGAGAUCUUCCUCCGGCUGCCCGACCCGGGUCACCCGGCUGACCUCGCCCGCGCCUCCGCGGCCUGCGUCACCUUCCGCCGGCUAGCCACCGACGGCUCCUUCCUCCGUGCCUUCCGCGGCCUCCACGCCCCGCUCCACCUCGUGCUCCUCAACCUCGGCGGGUUCCACCCAGCCUUCCCGCCUCACCCCUCCGCGCCCACCGCCCGCGCGCUCGCCCUCGUCGCCGACUUCAAGUUCUCCUUCCUCCCCUCCCACCGCCAAUGGAUCGUGUGGGACGUCCGCGACGGCCGCGUCCUCCUCUCCCGCAAGAUCGCAGAUGACGGGCAGCCCCGAGUCUUCCCGGAGCUCGCGGUGUGCGACCCCUUGCACCGGCGGUAUGUCCUGCUUCCCCCGGUACCUGACGACCUAGCCGCUUCGGUGGAGCACCGGCUCCCCCAUCCUUUCCUCGCUCCCCUCGGCGAGGAGGAGGAGGCGGCGCCAACAGAAGAGACGGCAUUCAGGGUGAUCUGUUUGGCACUUGGCAAAACUAAGCUGGCAGCCUUCGCCUUCUCUUCAAGCACGGGACAAUGGCGAGAUGCUGCGCAGCCUUCUGAUUUGGGCCUUGGCAUGCGUGACUCAGACAUGAUUUCAUGGAUGAACCCUUUUUACCUCAGGCGCCAUUAUGCUUAUGGCUGCUUCUACUGGGAUUUUCUCGUGGUCAAGCGGAAUCUGUUGCUCGUGCUUGACAUCAGGAGGAUGGAGUUCUCCAUUGCAGAACUCCCACCCGGUGGAUGGUAUAGGGAAGGUGUAGCCAUCGUUGAGGCAGGGGAAGGCAGGCUUGGGAUGUUUGGUCUCAGUGGUGAAAACGAAAUUGCAUCUGAUCUCACUUAUGCCAUUGUGCGAAACAGAGGUGAGAGUCCCAACCAGUGGCUGAUGGAGAAGACAAUCUCACUAGAUUCUGGGUACCACUAUUUUAUCAAAGCUGUAACAGAGAGGUGUUUGCUAUUGAUGAGAACAGAAUCCCUGCCAGGUUCACCUAUAGAGAAGCCACUCCUUGAGUAUUUCACAAUGGACAUCGAGACAUUGCAGCUUCAGAGGGUUUGUGCGAAACGGUUCAAGCUCAGGCUACCCAUGUCAAGCAUAUAUGCCUACUUUUUUCAAACCGGGAUAUAUACCAACUUUCCACCAUCGUUGUUACCUCCACGGACAGUAUGAAGUGGCCUAAGCGCAGCAAAAAAACAUCGUUGCAACCAGAGCGUAUGCAGAACAGAGGACAGGCCGGCGUGUGCAGAGCACUUCCCCUGAAUGCCCAACCAGGAGAAAUACAAAUGCGACUACUGAAAAUGAAUGGAAGACUCAGUGACAGGAGCAGGUCCCGCGAUUAGCUUGGGCCAAUCUGGUAAGCUCCUCAUACCAUACCGUGCUAUGUAGCCCCUGAUUCCUAGCAAUCAAAUCAGAUACUUAAUUUGGUGAACGAUGCUACAAACGACAGGAAAGGAACAAACUCAGUGAUCACUA